AUGCCAGGAAAGGCUAAGGAAAAUCACUCCUGGACAGCUGAGUUUAUCCUCACAGGGUUUUCAGGUCACCCAGAGCUGAAGACCCCUCUGUUUGUGGUCUUCUUUGCCAUCUAUCUGAUCACCAUGGUGGGCAAUCUUGGGCUGGUCGUGUUGAUUUACAUGGAGCAUCGUCUUCACACACCGAUGUACAUCUUUCUGGGCAACCUGGCUCUGAUGGAUUCCUGCUCCUGUGCCAUUACCCCCAAGAUGUUGGAGAACCUCUUUUCUAAGGACAGAAGGAUUUCCCUCUAUGAAUGUAUGGCACAGUUUUACUUUCUCUGCCUUGCUGAAACUGCAGAUUGCUUUCUCCUGGCAGCGAUGGCUUAUGAUCGCUAUGUGGCCAUUUGCAACCCCCUGCAGUACCACAUCAUGAUGUCCAAGAAACUCUGCAUUCAAAUGACUGUAGGGACCUUCAUAGCUAGUAACCUGCAUUCCAUGAUUCAUGAUGGACUUCUGUUAAGGUUAACUUUCUGUAAGUCUAAUCAAAUCAACCAUUUUCUUUGUGAUAAUCUUCCAUUGUACAGACUCUCUUGUACUGACCCUUACAUUAAUGAAUUAAUGAUAUAUAUUUUUUCAAUGCCAAUUCAAAUCUUUACCAUUGCCACUGUCUUGAUCUCUUAUCUCUGCAUCCUUUUCACUAUUUUCAAAAUGAAAUCCAAGAAAGGAAGAGGUAAAGCCUUGUCUACCUGUGCCUCCCACUUUCUCUCUGUCUCAAUAUUCUACAGUUGUCUUCUCAUGUACAUUCGACCAUUUGAAGACAGGGAUAAAAAUAUACCAGUGGCCAUAUUUUAUACAAUAGUAAUUCCAUUAUUGAAUCCUUUCAUCUACAGCCUGAGAAAUAAAGAGGUAUUAAAUGUUCUGAAAAAAAUUAUGAAAAAUUAUAGUGAUCUUAAACAAACUUUGUCCAGUUCAGCAAGUUGA
Tupaia belangeri chinensis (Chinese tree shrew) is the source of this 960-nucleotide messenger RNA. Its product is annotated as olfactory receptor Olfr180. Lineage: Eukaryota; Metazoa; Chordata; Mammalia; Scandentia; Tupaiidae. The record is from RefSeq and is a predicted model, not a curated record. Gene Ontology annotation, molecular function: olfactory receptor activity; G protein-coupled receptor activity. Gene Ontology annotation, cellular component: membrane. Gene Ontology annotation, biological process: G protein-coupled receptor signaling pathway. The transcript has a single exon. The coding region runs from base 1 to 960 and encodes 319 amino acids.